Molecule: messenger RNA, 2149 nt
Organism: Mustela erminea (ermine)
Lineage: Eukaryota; Metazoa; Chordata; Mammalia; Carnivora; Mustelidae
Gene: EIF2AK1
Product: eukaryotic translation initiation factor 2 alpha kinase 1
Exons: 15
Coding region: 112-2007 (631 amino acids)
Biological process (GO): protein phosphorylation
Molecular function (GO): ATP binding; protein kinase activity
Source: RefSeq, a predicted model, not a curated record
GAGGAGCUACUUCCGGAUCCGGUGGCAGGUUCCACUGGCUGGGAGUGAGGUGGUGCUGAGCUCGCUGGCCGGCGGACGGGCGGCUGGGCUGCGGCCCGCGCGUGGCGGGCGAUGCUGGGAGGCAGCUCCGGGACCCGGGAGCGCGAGGCGGAGGGCGACGGGGCGGGGGCUGUGCCUGCGCCGCCUGCCAUCGAGUUCCCGGCCGACGGCUCGGACCCCAAGUAUGAUGAAUCCGACGUCCCUGCGGAACUGCAGGUAUUAAAAGGACCCCUGCAGCAGCCGACUUUCCCUUUUGCAGUUGCAAACCAACUCUUGCUUGUCUCUUUGCUGGAGCACUUGAGCCAUGUGCACGAGCCAGACCCGCUCCGAUCACGACAGGUGUUUAAAUUGCUUUGCCAGACCUUUAUCAAAAUGGGGCUGCUGUCUUCUUUCACCUGUAGCGAUGAGUUUAGCUCACUGAGACUACACCACAACAGAGCCAUUACCCAUUUAAUGAGGUCUGCCAAAGAGAGAGUUCGUCAGGAUCCUUGUGAAGAUAAUUCUCAUAUCCAGAAGAUCAGGUCCAGGGAAAUAGCCUUUGAAGCCCAGACUUCACGUUACCUAAAUGAAUUUGAAGAGCUUGCCAUCUUAGGAAAAGGCGGAUACGGAAGAGUGUACAAGGUCAGGAAUAAAUUAGAUGGUCAGUAUUAUGCAAUUAAAAAAAUCCUGAUUAAUGGUGCAACUAAAACAGAUUGUAUGAAGGUACUUCGGGAGGUGAAGGUGCUGGCAGGCCUUCAGCAUCCCAAUAUCGUAGGCUAUCAUACCGCUUGGAUAGAGCAUGUUCAUGUGGCCCAAACACGAGCAGAUAGAGUUUCUGUUCCGUUGCCAUCUCUGGAGGUGAUCUCCAACGAAGAGGACGACAGAAGUCAGUAUGUUCAAAAUGAUGAAAGUAACAGCUCAUCCAUUAUCUUCGCCGAGUUCACCUCAGAAAAAGAAAAGCCCUUAGGAGAAUCUGGCCUUGACAAUCAGAAUAACAGAUUGGUGAACUACAGCACCAACUUAAUCACAAGGGACACCAGUGAACUCGAGUCAUCCAGUUUGCUCCCAGGAAAUGGUUUGGUGGACUUGCCUUCCAGAUCAAUUGUUGAACACCCGCUGCCACUUAGGCAUCAUUCCGACUUGGAAGAGAAUUUCACAUCCACUGGGGAAUCUUCUGAAAACUUAAGUUUGUUGGGGCAGACAGAGGUGCAGUACCACCUGAUGCUGCACAUCCAGAUGCAGCUGUGCGAGCUCUCGCUGUGGGACUGGAUAGUCGAGAGAAACCAGAGGAGCCGGGAGUGUGUGGACGAGUCUGCGUGUCCUUACGUCAUGGCCAGUGUUGCAACAAAAAUUUUUCAAGAAUUGGUGGAAGGUGUAUGUUACAUACAUAACAUGGGAAUUGUACACAGAGAUCUGAAGCCCCGAAAUAUUUUUCUUCAUGGCUCUGAUCAGCAAGUAAAAAUAGGAGACUUCGGUCUGGCCUGCGCAGACAUCAUACAGAAGAACGCAGACUGGAUCGCUAGGGAUGGGAACAGGACACCCACGCACACGUCCAGAGUGGGUACUUGCCUGUAUGCUUCGCCUGAGCAGCUGGAAGGAUCCGAGUAUGAUGCCAAGUCAGAUAUGUAUAGCUUGGGUGUGAUCCUGCUAGAGCUCUUUCAGCCGUUUGGAACAGAAAUGGAGCGAGUACACGUUCUAACAGGUUUAAGAAGUGGUCAGAUACCCGAAUCCCUCAGUAAGAGGUGUCCCAUGCAAGCCAAGUAUAUCCAGCACUUAACGAGAAGGAACGCAUCUCAGAGACCGUCUGCUGUUCAGCUGCUGCAGAGCGAACUUUUCCAAAAUUCUGGAAAUGUUAAUCUCACUCUACAGAUGAAAAUACUGGAGCAAGAAAAAGAAAUCGAAGAACUAAGGAAGCAGCUGAGUCUCCUUUCCCAGGAGAGAGGGGCCAAGGACGGCAUGAAAGACGGGGGUGUGCCUGACCUGCCGUAAUUAGGCUCCGUGAAUGAGAAUGUGGACUUCUCGGUCUCUGGUGAACUGGAAUGUAAACUUCGUCACUGUUAGAGGAUAGGUCGUACAGUUCUAUUUAGUGAGCCUGGAUAAGACUUAUUAAAGUUGUAGAAGUUCUCCCAAA